CUUUGUCUGUGUGCAGUGACAUUGGCAUGUUGCUGGGAUUAGUUGCGUGCACAGACACUGGGUUGCUCACAUUGGAGGCUAUGCUCAGGCGGGUGAUCUGCACGUCUGUGCAUGCUCGGUCCUUGUGCAUUCGGCUGCACUAUGUGCACUGGGAGGGGCUUUGUUGGUAGCAUGGGAGUGUUGACUGCGUGGGUGGGGGCAUGGAGAGUCACUGUUCGUCCAGCUCAGGGGAUCCUGCCAGUGGCGGUUUUAAGUGCGGGCUAGCAGGGCGGGCGCCCGAUUCGCUGCGGUCUGAGGCCGCAGUCAUUGCACCAGCGCCAUCAGCACCCGUCUGCUGCCUGCACCACAAUGCCCCACCGCUUCCUGCUCCAGCCGGCCGCCCCCCAUCCUGGCCACUUCACGCUGCCCGCACCCCACUGCGGAAGUAUGACAAGAACAUAGAGUCGGAGGACCACAGGCGCCGAAUGAGCCUUUCUCUGUAGAUGGCUUUAAAAAGCAGAGCACACUCCCUCAGCAAUCACUUCAAGACCUCCUCAUCCAGAACAACGCAAGGACACAGAGAAGAUGGACAGAUCCUUUGCCUCAGUAGAAUGGCUUUCCCAAAGCAGCCGGAAUGACACAGCAGCCUGCAAGGUAAUGCCCAGCUUGCCUGCAAUGCCAACGGACAGUCAGAGUACAUUCUAUACAUGGAGCCCUGUUAUGAGACCAGUGACAAAGAUUGCCCAUGUGGCUCCAUAUCCAGGAACCCAGAGACAGACCUAUUUGGAGAGUAACUAUGCAUCACCACAACCCUGGGACAAUCAUCAGUCCUUUAACUCCAGUGACUGUGAAGUUUCACAUUAUAGAACGGACAGCCCAAGAUUGCCUUUUUUCACCGAGUCAUCACAUAAAGACUUUCAGGCAUCACAGAGCCCCACCUGCAGUGGACAAUCAGGUAAAGUGUUUGCCAACAAGACCCAGGACUCCACCAGCUCACAGGAGUUUCCUACAUCCAGUCAGGAGGUAUAUGAGAAGCCAGCAGACAAGACCAACCUCACUGAGAACAUUGCUCGCACUGGUUGCAGUCCUAGCACUGAUUCUGGCUAUGACAGUGAAACCAGUCAGUCUGGUUCUACCACCCCAAUAGAAAGUGUUGCAGAGGAGUCAUCGGACACAUCUGAUGAGGAGAGUAAGAUGGGCCGCAGGCUGAGAACGGCCUUCACCACUGACCAGAUUUCCACUCUGGAAAACACCUUCCAAAAACACAGAUACUUGGGGGCAUCAGAGAGGCGGAAACUUGCAGCCAAGCUCCUGCUAUCUGAAGUCCAGAUAAAGACUUGGUUCCAGAACCGCCGGAUGAAACAUAAGCGUGAAAUACAAGAGGGAAGGCAGGGGCAAUUUCACCCUGCCCAUUUCUACAGUGUCUAUGGAUACCCAGCACAACCCAUUCCUGCUUUCCAGUACAUGCAGCCCGGGAAGCAGUUUUACACAGAGAACACCCUAGUGGAUCCCAUAUCUGCAAACUAUCCCAGCCCACUCCCAGCCAUAGACACCCUGCAUUCUUUCAACUCUCCUCCAGUUUCUCUGAUGUACCUGCCCCAGCAGACAGUAAUGCCUCCCAAUGUCCGUCAGCGAGAACAUCAGUUUGUGAGGUAUUAACAUACCAAAGCAUUGUAUUCUCAGAUGAGAGUCAGGACUGAGCAAAGACUUUUAUGAAAGAAGCUCAUUUACAUUCCUUUUGUACAGGAAAGCUAUUUGCACUGGGUAUUUAAUUUAUCGGCAGAACUUUGUUUACAGGAGAAUAUGGGUGACAUAUUUUAUUAUAAAAAAAAGAAAAGAAAAGAAAAACAUAAUUUAUAUUGAAAAGUCUAAGAAAUAUG
This is a messenger RNA of Pseudophryne corroboree (corroboree frog), 1859 nucleotides long. Its product is annotated as homeobox protein vent1-like. Gene Ontology annotation, molecular function: DNA-binding transcription factor activity, RNA polymerase II-specific; DNA binding. NCBI's taxonomy places the organism in Eukaryota, Metazoa, Chordata, Amphibia, Anura, Myobatrachidae. The transcript has 4 exons. The record is from RefSeq and is a predicted model, not a curated record. Gene Ontology annotation, biological process: regulation of DNA-templated transcription. Bases 565 to 1638 code for a protein of 357 amino acids.